AUGGCCAAGGUCCUCAAUCGCAUGGUGAACGAUGUCCGCACGGAUUAUACCUGGAACCGAGUCGGCCGUCUGGCGAAACAGGGCAUCAAAGCCACUCCCACAACAGCCGCUCACUACGCGCUGGACAAAGUGCCCAUCAUCGGCUGGCUGCCACGAUACGACUACCGAUGGAUAAUCAACGAUGUCAUUGCCGGUCUGACAAUCGGACUUAUGCUCAUCCCGCAGAGUUUGUCUUACGCCAAAAUCGCUACGAUCCCGGUCGAAUAUGGCCUGAUGUCGAGCUGGGUGCCGCCGUUGCUGUAUACGUUUAUGGGAUCAACGAAAGGAACAGAUCUCUCCACUGGCCCGACUUCGCUACUUGGCUUGACUACCCACGAGGUGAUCAAGUCUAUCGGGACCGAUGAGUACACGCCGCAACAGAUUGCUUCUGCGGUAGCUAUGUGCAUUGGGCUGUACGGUAUUAUCCUUGGGUUCCUCAACCUUGGAUUUCUGCUUGAAUUCAUCUCCCUCCCGGUCCUCAGCGGCUUCAUCACGGCCGUAGCCAUCACCAUCGGUCUCAACCAAAUGGAUUCCCUCCUCGGAGAAGACAACGUAGGCGACGGAGCAGCGACACAAAUCCACGACAUCUUCCAACAGCUCCCCAACGCAAACGGCUACGCCUGUGCCAUCGGCUUCGGCGGCAUCAUCUUCAUGACCAUCCUCGAAAAAGCCGGCAAGCGAUGGGGAGACAAAUACAAAAUCGUCUGGCUGCUCUCUAUCACCCGCGCCUUCCUCUGCCUCGUCGUCUUCACCGGCAUCAGCUACGGCGUUAACAAGAAAUUCGGCACCGACAGCGAUCGCUACCUCUUCGAAGUCGUCAAGGUCAAGUCUUCCGGCAUCGCAACACCCGAAGUCCCAUCUUCCGCUCUCAUCUCCAAGACCUUCCCACGCAGUAUCGCCGCCUUUGUCGGUUCAGCUCUCGAGCACGUCGCCAUCGCCCGCGCCUUCGCCGUCAAAAACAACUACCAAAGCGACCAGACGCAAGAACUCUCCUACUACGGCGUCACCAACUUCGUCAACUCCUUCUUUCACUCCAUGGGCGUCGGCGGCGCCAUGUCCCGCACCUCCGUCAACUCCCAAUGCAAAGUCAAAUCCCCCUUAUCAGGCAUCAUGACCGUCGCCGUAGUCCUCAUCGGCAUCUUCGAAGUCUCCGACGCCCUCUACUGGAUCCCCAAAUCCACCCUCGCAGCCAUCAUCAUCACAGCCAUCUGGCCCCUCAUCCAACCCCCCUCAACAUUCUACCGCUACUGGAAAACCUCCCUCGCAGACUUCAUCUCCAGCAUGAUCGCCUUCUGGGUCUGCCUCUUCGUCAGCACGGAAUACGGCCUCGCAGCGGCAGUAGGCUUCAACAUCGUCUACGUCCUUCUCCGCCAAGUCUUCACAAACGCUCAAUCCAUAUCCUCCAACAACGACGCCGAAGUCUCCCAACUCCUCCCUCACACUCCAACCCAUCCUUCAACAAUCCCCGAAGACGUGCGCAUCUUCCGCUUCAAAGAAUCCUUCUUCUUCCCCAACGCCCACAGGAUCAAAAGCGGGAUGAUGGACAGCAUCCAAACCCACCACGCACCCGCCUACACCGCGCGCAACGGCGCAGAAGCAGAACGAAACUGGUCGGUCCAAAGCGAACGCCACGUAGCCCGACUACGGAGGAAGACGAAAAUCACCGACCCCUCAAGUCUCCCGCCAAUCCACCUCGUGGUCAUGGAUUUCACACGCUGCAACCACCUCGAUACCACGGCUGUGACGCAAUUGAAGCAGUUCGUCGCGGAGUUGAGGCUGUAUGCUGGGAAAGAGGUGGAGUUGAGGUUUACGGGUAUGUCGGAUUAUGUGUGGAGUCGCAUGUCGAGGGCGAGGUUUGAGGUUGUGGAUGAGGAGGAGGAUGGCGGAGAAGAUGAGGCGGUGAGGCAUUAUGGGAGUUUGGCAAAGGCUGUGUUUGGGCCGAGGAGGAGGAGGGACAGUGAGGAUGUUGGUGGGGAUAUGGAGAAGAAGGGGAAUGCGGUGGAGGAGAUUGAGGAGGUGGAGCAGAGGGUCUAG
This is a messenger RNA of Zymoseptoria tritici IPO323, 2073 nucleotides long. RefSeq names its product MGSUL2 probable sulphate transporter 2 (gene MGSUL2). The transcript is spliced from 3 exons. The record is from RefSeq and is a predicted model, not a curated record. NCBI's taxonomy places the organism in Eukaryota, Fungi, Ascomycota, Dothideomycetes, Mycosphaerellales, Mycosphaerellaceae. Gene Ontology annotation, biological process: transmembrane transport. Gene Ontology annotation, molecular function: sulfate transmembrane transporter activity. Gene Ontology annotation, cellular component: membrane. Bases 1 to 2073 code for a protein of 690 amino acids.